CGUCACCUUUCCCCCAAAAAAAAAAAACAUAAUGUGAGAAACUCGAGACACCUUCCUGCGUCUCUCUCUGUCUCUGUCUCUGUCUCUGUGCGGAGUGGGACUGAUGAAUGGAUGAACGAUAGUGCCAUGGCCUCUCUCACUUCCAUCGCUUCUCUGACUCACCUUCCCCCCCUCAGAGUCAAAGCUACAGCGACGCCCUUCCUCUCUUCUCUCCCCAUCAAGGGAGGUAGCAGGAGGAGGAGGAUCGGGAAUGGGACUUGCAGGGCGGAGCUCUCCCCCGAGGCGCCCCUCGCCGCCGCGAUCGGCGCGUGCAUGCUCUCCUCCCUGGUCCUCCCCGCCUCCGCGGGCUCGGGGGGCGGCGACGACGAGGAGGACGACGGCGCGGCCGUGGGCUCCGCGGACGCGAGGUUCGCCGUGAUGGGGAUCGUCAGCUUCAUCCCCUACUUCAAUUGGCUGAGUUGGGUGUUCGCGUGGCUUGAUACUGGGAAACGGCGUUAUGCUGUGUAUGCGCUUGUUUACCUGGCUCCGUACCUGAGGUCAAAUUUAUCUCUGUCGCCUGAAGAGAGUUGGCUGCCAAUUGCUAGUAUACUUUUGUGCAUAGUGCACGUUCAGCUGGAGGCAAGCAUCAGAAAUGGAGACAUUGAGGGUUUUCAAUUGUUUAAUGAGGCUGCAAAGCUUUUCUCCUCGAUGUCCGGAAAGAAAGAUGAUCAUCAGGGAUUCUCUGAGAGCAAAAGAAAGCACAUGAAUUUGCCAUCUUCUGAUACGCAAGCAAGAAAUGAGAUUCGGCAAUGGGAUGUUCCUAGAAGAUCCUUGCAAGAUCAGGACCAUAAGAAUGGAGAUUGGGAUGACGACGAGAGAAAGGAGAAGUAACUUAACGAGGUGCAAAAAUAUAGGUGGACUCGAAUGAGAGAUGCAACUGUUGAUGGAUUUACCGAUCGUUCACAAAUGUACAAGCAUCUUUUCAGCUAGCAACGGUGGCUAGUCUUGCCUCCUACACUAGCUUGUAGCAAUUCUGUUUCAAACAAGUUGGAAUUUCGAUGACUCUGUUGUUUUA
Messenger RNA from Syzygium oleosum, 1054 nucleotides. RefSeq lists its product as uncharacterized. NCBI's taxonomy places the organism in Eukaryota, Viridiplantae, Streptophyta, Magnoliopsida, Myrtales, Myrtaceae. Bases 112 to 870 code for a protein of 252 amino acids. The record is from RefSeq and is a predicted model, not a curated record. The transcript is spliced from 5 exons.